This is a messenger RNA of Spodoptera littoralis (African cotton leafworm), 2085 nucleotides long. NCBI's taxonomy places the organism in Eukaryota, Metazoa, Arthropoda, Insecta, Lepidoptera, Noctuidae. The record is from the annotation of a GenBank genome assembly.
AUGGAGUUUCGUGAGACGUUGUUAGCAGCUCAACGAAAUCAACAACAAAAGUCAUCUGAAAAUGCAUACUACAAAGCUCGCUUUGAUCCGCCCAAGAAAGAGCAGAAACAGAGGGACAAAUUGUCAGCAAAUAUUCAAAAGUUUUUGGCAAAGAAGGAUGAGGAAGAGAGGCAAAAGAAAAUUGAAGCUCAAAAGAAAAGAGAGGAGCUCCUUGCUAUGAGAGAUCCUAAAGCCUUGAGAAAGAUUCAGAAAACUCUGAAAGUGAUUAAGUCGGCCAAUAAGUCAGUGAUUGCUGAUGCUAUUGAUCGGGAUAACACUGCAGUGACUCGUGAGGGGCCGGACCAGCCUGAUCAAGAUGAUUAUGGCUAUGAGUCCCAAGAAGCAGCAGCUAUUUACGAAAAGAUGAUGGAAAAGUAUAGUAAGAUGCCAGAUGAACCAAAAUUUCCAAUAGGAAACACAUCUGUAAAGAGAGAUCUUAAUGGUACCAGAGAGCGCGUAAAACACGCCUUGAGACAUGAAGAUGAUCCAGUACCUCAUAAGCGUCGAAGGAAAGGAGAGAAUGGAGAGCGAGAAUCAAGUCCACCAACAAAAUAUGAGCCUGAAAAAAAAGAAACUAAGCCAGAAAAGCCCAAAUUUCGGAAACCAGCCCCUCCCCCUAUGGACUUUAAUCAACUGUUGAAACUAGCUGAACAAAAGAAGAGUGAACCAAUUGAAAUAGGAAAGAAGAAAGAAGCUGUAGCAGAGUCUGAGGCAGGCCCUGAGAGACUCAUGACCAAGAAACAGAAGAGGGAUUAUGAGGAAGAGAUGGCGAGACGACAACGUCGCCUAGAGAGGUUGGAGGCCGAGAAAAAUGGUGGUAAGAAAGUUUCAAGAGAUGAUAAACCGAGGGAUGACAGAUCAAGAGAUGACAGACCCAGGGAAGCUGAAAGAGAAAGAAGACCUGAACCAAGUUCUGGGUUAGGCCGCAUCCCGAAAAUGUCAGACAAAAUGAACAAUCACAACUCUAGAAAUGACAGUCCUAGACCAUCUGACAGAGAGAGAAGUGAAAGAGAGAAAAUAGAGAAACUACAAAAAGAAAGAGACCGAUUAAGACUAGAAAAAGAUAAGGCUGAACGUGAGAAAGAAAGAAUAGACAGAGAGAGACUUGACAAGCUGAAGGCGGAGAGAGAACGAAUCGAAAGAGACAUAGACAGACUUAACAGAGACAGAGAAAAGUUAGAAAAAGCUAAAUCUAAGUUAGAGAGUAACACUAGACCCCCAGAAAAAGUAGUCAAAGGUGUUAACAAACCUGUAGAUAGAUCAAAAUUAAAUUAUAAGGAAGGAGUUAAACAAGAUGUAAAUAAAAACAUAGACUUAAAGAGCCAAAAUACAUACAGGAUAGAUAAGAAUUCUAAUGAAAGGAAAUUAGCUGUACCGGGUAAGCAACCUGAUAGUAAAUUAUUGAAUGGCCAUAGUAGCCAGGGUAAAGCAGUGCCAAAGCAGAGAGAGCCAGUGCAUCAAAAUGGCUUUAAGGAUAAAGCUUUACUGGCUAAGCAGAGAGCUGCUGAAGGAUCUCAGAAACUGAAUGACAAGAGGCUGGUAGAUAGCAAAGGAGUGCCUUCUAAAAGACCUGAAGAUAGGAAACCUGGUGCUAAUGAUAAAGCUGGCCCAAGUAAGCCGAAGAUUACAAGUACAUUUGAUUUUGAUAAGCACAUUAAUGGUUUGGGUAAGAAUGGCGCGAGAAAGCCGGACGGUACGCGGCAGUUCCCGCCAGGUGACGUCAGGAGAAAAGCUAUGGAGAAGAAGAAACGCCGCGCUCUAGACUCUGAUUCUGAGUACGAUUCCGAACUGGAUGACUUCAUUGACGACGGCGAUGAUGAAAUGGAUUACUCCAGGCAUAUUAAGGAGAUAUUUGGUUAUGAUAAAUCCAAGUAUCGAGACAUGGAUGACGAUGACGAUCCUACCAUGGAGUCCAGUUUCGCGCGACAACAACGCGAGGAGUACAUUAGUAAAAAGAUUGGUAUUAUGGAAGACUUAGAAGAUAUGAGGCUGGAGGCUAUGCAGAAGAAAAAGACCAAGAAGGGCCGACGGAUCAGCGACGACUGA